Molecule: messenger RNA, 955 nt
Organism: Anastrepha ludens (Mexican fruit fly)
Lineage: Eukaryota; Metazoa; Arthropoda; Insecta; Diptera; Tephritidae
Exons: 1
Coding region: 280-765 (161 amino acids)
Molecular function (GO): protein binding
Source: RefSeq, a predicted model, not a curated record
ACUAAAAAAAGUUUCAUUUCAAAAUUUUUCGUGCAUGUAAAUUCUGUUUUUGUGUCUUCGAAAUUUAUCGCCGCUUGUCAAAAGUGUUUAUAUUUUAUUCCGUUUUGUACGUCUUCACAAUUCCACUUCGACUAUCUCUAAACACACUUUAAUCAAAAUCGCAGCAUCCACUCACUAAUUAAACAAACACACCUUCCCAUAGCAAUCGUCAUAUUCGCGAAGCUUUGCUAGGUGGACAAAAGGGAAAGUGGCUACAAGCAAGAAAAACCAACGUACAAAAUGUCGAAGAAUUACAUCUCGAGGGAAGAAGCCAUCAAUCAAUUAUAUGACACAAUCAAAACAAAAUUCGAGGAGGAUGGUGUAUUGCAGGAGGUGCGUUGUAUGCUGCAAUCAAAAAUGGUUGCCAUGAUGAAGGGCAAGAAUGAUAGCCACACCACGUUACUUGGGCGUUCAUUGCCCGAUAUGAGUCAGCUGAGCGUUGGUAGUAGUGUAAGUGGUAAUUGCGCUGUGGGCGAUACGAACGAGACUAGCUAUCGCCAAGAUUCACGUCUACAGUGGUUGCAUCAGCUCAUCAUGGAAUACUUCCAUUGGCAUGGCUUUCACUAUACAGCGGAGAUGUUUGCACAGGAAAGUGGCACGGAGAAUGUGCGACCGGUGCGUUCUCAACUUGAGCGGGUAGUCGGACAGUUCGAACGGAAAAGUGUGCCGAUAUUGUUGGAGCUAGUGGCCGAACUUAUGGAGAAAACUCAACCUAAAAGGGAGUGAGAGUGACAGGAAGAGGAAGUCGAAAGGAAAGUUUGGAAAGAAAAUGUGAAUUUUGCUUUUAAAACAUCAUUUUAUAGAUUCAGAGCAGCAGUUUGCUAAGUACUCGUAUGCAUAUGUAAAUCUAUAUAAUUUCUAAAUAAAGCUAGAAUAGAGCUAUGCUCACUAAAAUACUGUUAGAUCACCUGUGUAA